UGACAUGCGCAGAAGGGAGAUGCCAUAUUGAAUCGGGGGCAGCAGCAGCAGCUGAAAGACGUCCCUGCUCGCGCUGCUGUGCUCGGGCUCACGCGACGAGCGUGAGAGAGAGAGAGAGAGAGAGAGAGAGAGAGAAAGAGAGCUAGAGAGAGAGCGGAGCGAGAGAGAGAGGGAGAAAACAGAGGGGGUCUCGAGAAGGAGAGGCGACAAAAAACUUGGACAGGAUCACUUUUGGAUCUAAAGAAGCCGUCACGGAGGGGGGGGGGGCGACAAAGUGAGAGAUGCAGGUGUGAGGAGUAACCGACACACCUGGGCUCAAAGGUUAACAGGAGGUGCAGGAUGCAGUCUCUGGGCGAGGAGCGGCCAUUGGCCCCGACCGCGGUGAUGUCACGCUGUUCGACCAAUGGGAAAGAAGAAGAGGUGGACGCCGAUGCAGAUUCCAUAAAGGAGGAGGCGGAGUUUAACUGGGAGGAGUACAUGGAGGAGACGAGGGGUAGCGCCGCCCCUCACACCACCUUCAAGCACGUGGAGAUCAGCCUGCAGAGCAGCUUCCAGCCGGGCAUGAAGCUGGAAGUGGCCAACAAGGGCGGCCCGGACUCGUACUGGGUCGCCACCAUCAUCACCACGUGCGGCCAGCUGCUGCUGCUGCGCUUCAGCGGCUACGGCGACGACCGCAAGGCCGACUUCUGGUGCGACGUCAUGACGGCCGAGCUGCACCCGGUGGGCUGGUGCACCCAGAACGGCAAGACCCUCAUGCCCCCGGAAGAUAACACUUACCUAAGAAAAGCCAUCAAGGAGAAAUACAGCGACUGGACUGAAUUCCUGGUUCAGGACCUGACCGGCGCCCGGACGGCACCGGCCAACCUGCUGGAGGGGCCUCUGAGGGGUAAAAACACUGUGGACCUGAUCCUCGAGGGCUCGGUCCUGGAGCUUCAGGACUCCUCGGGCCCGUUCCUCUACUGGCCGGUCCGAGUCCUCCAGAACGUGGGCGGGAGGCUCCGCCUGCGCUACGCCGGCCUCUCCGACGACCACCGGGCUCAGGACACCUGGCUGUUCUACCUGGACGUCAGGCUCCGCCCCCUCGGCUGGGCUCUGGAGAACCGGCUCGCCUUGGAACCGCCCACAGUGCUCAGGGCGCUGAAGAGCGCCCCCUGCUGGCAGGCGGCUUUAGAGGACGCUCGACUCGACGGGCAGAAGAGCCCACUGCCACUGGAGGUGUUCAAGGACCACGCGGACCUGCCGGAGCACUCCUUCAGGCCGGGGAUGAAGCUGGAGAUGGUUUCUCCGUGGGAGCAGCUGCAGAUCUGCCCGGUUUCUGUCACCAAGGUCUACAACGAGAUCUACUUCCUGGUGACGCUGGACGACCUCUCCGUGGACGGCGAGCCGCGGUCCGUGGCGUGUCACGCCAACUCGCCCGGCAUCCUGCCCGUCCAGUGGAGCAUGAAGCACGGCGUGGGUCUGGAGCGGCCCCGGGGCUUCGGGGGCCCGGACUUCGACUGGGCCGACUACCUGAAGCAGGGCGGGACGGAGGCGGCGCCCGACGCCUGCUUCCCCGAUACAUGGCAGAACAGGGGCUUUGCCAAGGACAUGUGGUUGGAGGCGGUGAACCCUCACCGGCCAGCGGAGGUGUGUGUGGCUCAGAUCACACAGGUCAGAGGGCGCCUGCUGUGGCUCCGACUGGAAGGUGUGGCCAAGCCGCUGUCGGAGCGCAUCGUGGACGUCGAGUCCACGGACAUCUUCCCCGUCGGCUGGUGCGAGGCCAACGCUUACCCUCUGACCCCUCCACUCAAACCUGUCUGCCAGAAGCAGAAGCAGAUCGCGGUGGUCCAGCCGGAAAAACAGUUGUCUCCGUUCCAGCCGGUGGAGACGGCCCCCGUCAUCCUCUGCCAGCCCGUCGUCAUGGAUCCAGCCUCGGCCAGCAGGUACUGCUGCUCCAAGAUCUUCGUGAACCACCGAUGCUUCUCGGGACCGUACCUCAACAAGGGGCGCAUCGCGGAGCUGCCGCAGGCCGUCGGGCCCGGCAAGUGCACCCUGGUCCUCAAAGAGCUGCUGAGCAUGCUGAUCAACGCCGCCUACAAGCCCGGACGAGUCCUGAAGGAGCUGCAGGAGCUGGAGGAUCCGAGCUGGGACUUCCAGGAGGAGACCCUCAAAGCCAAAUAUAAAGGGAAAACCUAUCGCUCCACCAUCCGCAUCGUCCGCCUCGCCGACCAGAUCCCGGACUUCUGCCGCACGGUGUGCGUGAAGCUGCAGUGCUGCCCGAACCUCUUCAGCCCCGUCCUCGUGCCCGACAAGUGCCCGGAGAACUGCUCCGUCCAGACCAAAACCAAAUACACCUACUACUACGGGAAGAAGAGGAAGCUGUGCAAGCCGACGGGGGGGGAGGAGGCGGCGGGGGCCGAGCUGGCCAAGCCGGCGCGCCGCAGGAAGAAGAGGAAAGCCAUCUUUGUGCAGAAGAAGAGGCGCUCGUCCACCGUGGGCUACACGGCCGCCGGCUCGCCGCAGGACAGCGAGGAGGACGAAGAGAUGGCGGGUUUGCAGUCGGGCAGCGAGGGCACCAGCUCGGAGCCCCGCGAGGACCACACCGACGCCUCCUCGGUGGAGGUGACCAGCAGCCGGCCGCGCCGCGCCGCCGCGGCGCGCGGGACCUUCAGGACCUUCGGCGCAGGCAACGCCGCGGGCAGCCAAGAGGCCGCCGAGGGCCGCAGGAGGUCGACCCGCUCGCUGGCGGCUUACAACCAGAACCACAAGUACCAGCCGCCCCAAGGACAAGACAUGCAGGUGGGGGAAGAGGAGGGUCAGCUGGUUCUGGACAGUAAUCCUCUGGAAUGGAGCGUAGAUGAAGUCGUUCACUUCAUCAACUCCACUGACUGUUCGUCCCUCGCCAACAUCUUCCAGGAGCAGGACAUCGACGGCCAGGCGCUGCUGCUCCUCACGCUGCCCACCGUGCAGGAGUGCAUGGACCUGAAGCUCGGCCCCGCCAUCAAACUGUGUCACCAGAUCGAGCGCGUCAAGGUGGCCUUUUACCGACAGUACGCCGACUGAGCGCCCGGCCGCUGUUGGAUGAGGCGCCCCCUGGUGGAGAGAGUGUGUGGUGUUGUUUUUUUUACGUGCAAGAAGAACGGAUAUUUUUUCCUGGAGCACAAAGCAGGAGACGGUGGUUAAGGAUUCAUUUCUGGGAUAUUGUCCCAAAAUGUGACGCAACCCCUCCCCCCAAAAAAAAAACGGCCCGCGGGCGUCGACUCGCAGAACCAGCGGAACCGGCGGAGUCCGGAUCCGAAGAAGUUAUAAGCUGAGAAAAGCUGAAGACGUUUGUGUUUCUUACUUUUUUUCCAUUUCAUGUGCGAUAGAGGAGCAUUAUUAGCAUUUAUUGACCAUAAAAGAUUUUUUUUUUUUUUUGUGACAUUAUUGGUUCUGGAAAAAAUAUAUUUGGAAAGUAUUUAAACAAAACCAAGAAGUAAUAUAUUUGAAAUAUUUAUUGUCAUCCUUUUUAUUUAUAAGGAGUAAUCUAUUUGAAUUCAGAGGAAAAAAAAGUAAUAAUUGAUCGGUUUUAUAAUCAUGUCGACGUUAAGCCCUAAAAAAAAGAUUAUUUCACAAACGGUUUAUUUAAAUUCGCACAUUUUGUUGUUGUUUUUUUUUGGAAGAAGACUUUGUGUGUCGCAAUCACACGUGAAACAAUCACCAGAAGCUAUUUUGUGUCCAUCUAUGCAAAAAAAAAAAAAAAAAAAACAUGUUGCAGAUAUUUUUGAUAAGUGAGCAAAAUAAAUUUCUAUUGAUUUUUUA
Messenger RNA from Cyclopterus lumpus (lumpfish), 3780 nucleotides. RefSeq names its product Scm like with four mbt domains 2 (gene sfmbt2). NCBI's taxonomy places the organism in Eukaryota, Metazoa, Chordata, Actinopteri, Perciformes, Cyclopteridae. The transcript has 22 exons. Gene Ontology annotation, cellular component: nucleus. Gene Ontology annotation, biological process: regulation of DNA-templated transcription. The coding region runs from base 340 to 3042 and encodes 900 amino acids. Gene Ontology annotation, molecular function: histone binding; transcription corepressor activity. The record is from RefSeq and is a predicted model, not a curated record.